AUGGUCGCUGCUUGGGUUGCAGUGCAGUAUCAUGAGCUUGAGCAGUCUUUUUAUCUUUAUUUCUGCCAUGCACCUCCGCUGUACAUUUUUGUUUGUGCGUCCCUUCACAUGCUCUGCUCCUGUUUUUACUUCUUUGCUUCGUGUGUCCGCAGGCACACACAACCACACGCACGCACAAAAUGCAGAUUUCAUUCGAUUUGGAUGCUUCUUUUGUGGCGUGUGCUGACGGUUGCGUGUGGCUGCUGCUUCCUCCGUGGGCAUGAAGGGAAGGAAGGAGGAAGUGAGUGCCCACCGCGAGUCACGCUUAAUGCGGGUGUGAUGCGCGCGGCGGAUGUGUCGUGUGCUCCGAGUGACGGCGGCCCGAGCUAUCGCGUGCGUGUGUGGAGGAAUUGUUCUGCUGCCAGUGCUGAGGCUCAGCAUGAGAAUUACACUUUCAGUGGCUUUGAUGUGCGCAUGCAUGGCAGGAAUGGUGAGCUGUGUGCUGUGUGCCAUGUGGCCAAUGCGGUGCACACAUGUAGCAACUGUGCUGCCAGCUGUGCAAGGAAAGAGGAAGGGGCCACCGUUGCCUUCACGAUGAAUGUGACGACACAUAAAUACGCCGGCCCUUAUGAAUUGUGGUGGCGUCAAUUUCCCCGAUGGAACCAUCCAUUCGCCUGCACGGAGCGGCGAUGCUGA
Molecule: messenger RNA, 675 nt
Organism: Trypanosoma cruzi
Lineage: Eukaryota; Euglenozoa; Kinetoplastea; Trypanosomatida; Trypanosomatidae
Exons: 1
Coding region: 1-675 (224 amino acids)
Source: RefSeq, a predicted model, not a curated record